Pongo pygmaeus (Bornean orangutan) is the source of this 526-nucleotide messenger RNA. RefSeq names its product small ribosomal subunit protein uS3-like. The transcript has a single exon. Bases 91 to 444 code for a protein of 117 amino acids. Gene Ontology annotation, biological process: translation; positive regulation of apoptotic signaling pathway. Gene Ontology annotation, cellular component: cytosolic small ribosomal subunit; nucleus. The record is from RefSeq and is a predicted model, not a curated record. Gene Ontology annotation, molecular function: structural constituent of ribosome. Lineage: Eukaryota; Metazoa; Chordata; Mammalia; Primates; Hominidae.
UGUGUGCCACUGCCCAGGCAGUCUCUGCGUUACAGACUCCUAGGAGGGCUUGCUGUGCGGAGGGCCUGCUAUGGUGUGCUGCGGUUCAUCAUGGAGAGUGGGGCCAAAGGCUGCAAGGUCGUGGUGUCUGGGAAACUCCGAGGACAGAGGGCUAAAUCCAUGAAGUUUGUGGAUGGCCUGAUGAUCCACAGUGGAGACGCUGUUAACUACUACGUUGACACUGCUGUGUGCCACGUGUUGCUCAGACAGGGUGUGCUGGGCAUCAAGGUGAAGAUCAUGCUGCCCUGGGACCCAACUGGUAAGACUGGCCCUAAGAAGCCCCUGCCUGACCACGUGAGCAUCGUGGAACCCAAAGAUGAGAUACUGCCCACCACCCCCAUCUCAGAACAGAACGGUGGGAAGCCAGAGCCGUCUGCCAUGCCCCAGCCAGUCCCCACAGCAUAACAGGGUCUCCUUAGCAGCUGUAUUCUGGAGUCUGGAUGUUGCUCUGUAAAGACCUUUAAUAAAAUCUCGUACAAAGACAAAA